This is a messenger RNA of Lampris incognitus (smalleye Pacific opah), 1509 nucleotides long. RefSeq names its product natriuretic peptide receptor 3 (gene npr3). Gene Ontology annotation, molecular function: natriuretic peptide receptor activity; peptide hormone binding. Gene Ontology annotation, biological process: regulation of blood pressure; vasodilation. The record is from RefSeq and is a predicted model, not a curated record. Lineage: Eukaryota; Metazoa; Chordata; Actinopteri; Lampriformes; Lampridae. Bases 1 to 1509 code for a protein of 502 amino acids. Gene Ontology annotation, cellular component: membrane. The transcript has 8 exons.
AUGCCAUACUUCAUCUUACUGUGCUCGUGCUUUUUACUGAUCCUGAAACCAAUUAGGACAAACACCAUAACCGAGGACGUAGAUGUGUUGGUGAUUUUACCAAAGAAUAACUCCUAUAUCUUCUCGUAUCCAAGAGUCGCACCAGCGCUAGAGUACGCACAGCAGGGGCUGAAACGAGACGGAGGGCAGUACGCUGGGCUUAAUUUCAAAAUACAGUAUGCAAAUUCCGAUUGUGGCAAUGAUGCUCUCUUCACGUUGGUGGACAGAUCGUGCGAGAAGAAGCCGGAUUUAAUUCUCGGUCCCGUAUGCGAAUACGCGUCAGCGUCGGUGGUGAGGCUAGCAUCCCACUGGAACAUCCCCGUCAUAUCGGCAGGUGCCCUGGCCACCGGCUUCAGCCACAAGAACAAAGAAUACUCGCACCUGACUCGAAUCGCUCCCUCGUACCUGAAGAUGGCAGAGACGUUCGCGGCGAUGUUCCAUCAUUUCACCUGGAAGGGCGCACUUCUGGUGUACGAAGAUAACGAUGAGCGGAACUGCUUCUUCACUUUGGAAGGGGUGUACAUUCUUUUGGAGGAAUAUCACAUUAAAACUUACCCCAUCCACACCAAAGAGGAGCAUCUGGACACCGACAGCAUUUUCCACAACAUCCACGACACUGAAGUGGUGAUCAUGUGUAUGGAAGCCGACAUGAUAAGAGACAUCAUGCUCGCCGCCCACAAGCAGAGGCUGACCAACGGCAGUCACGUGUUUUUCAGCAUUGACCUCUUCAACGCCUCCUCUUAUGGAAACGGUUCCUGGAAGAGAGGAGACAAGUUCGACAAUGAGGCAAGGCAGGCCUAUGCGUCCCUCAACACUUUGACCCUGCUCAGGACAGUCAAGCCCGAAUUUGAGAAUUUCUCCAUGGAGGUCAGAAGGUCCGUGCAGAAGUCAGGGUACGAUGACUGCGAAGACUGUGGAAGUAUAAAUAUGUUUGUUGAAGGAUUCCACGAUUCCUUGCAUCUGUACGCCAUUGCCCUGUAUGAGGCCAUGAAAAACGGCUACAGCAAGAAGAACGGAGCAGAGAUCACCUCUCGCAUGUGGAACAGAACUUUUGAGGGAAUUGCUGGGCAGGUGUCUAUGGAUGUAAACGGUGACAGAGAUGGAGAUUUUUCUUUGAUGGUCAUGACUAAUGUGGAAGAAGGAACAUAUGAGGUGGUGGCAAACUACUUUGGCAUCAAUGGCAGUUUUCAGGUGCUACCAUCAUUCAACUUGGACCAUUUCACGCUGAGAGGAAGACACAAAACCCACACAGAGAUACCAGAAAAAUCAUCAGGUGGACUAGGAGUAUCUGCCUUGACUGGGAUCAUAGUUGGAGCUAUAUUGGGAACUGCAAUGCUUAUGGCAUUUUACUUUUUCAGGAAGAACUACAGAAUAACUAUCGAGCGUCGCACACAAAGAGAGGAGUGUGACAUUGGGAAGCACCGUCAGUUACGAGAGGACUCAAUCAGGUCAAACUUCUCAGCACCAUAA